Molecule: messenger RNA, 835 nt
Organism: Musa acuminata AAA Group (dessert banana)
Lineage: Eukaryota; Viridiplantae; Streptophyta; Magnoliopsida; Zingiberales; Musaceae
Product: small ribosomal subunit protein bS6c alpha-like
Exons: 2
Coding region: 34-645 (203 amino acids)
Biological process (GO): translation
Cellular component (GO): ribosome
Molecular function (GO): small ribosomal subunit rRNA binding; structural constituent of ribosome
Source: RefSeq, a predicted model, not a curated record
CUCUCUCUCGUCCGCUCCGCUUCUUCCACUCCCAUGGCUUCUUUAGCCUCGUCUCUCGCGCUCUCUCCAUCGCCGGCUAAACUCCGUCCUCCUCUUCCUUCUCUAGGGUUCCUCUCCUCCGUUGCGAUCUCCGCAUGCCGAUCCUUCCAGCCAUCUCCCAGGGCCUGGAUCUCCCGGCGGACGCUCUCGAUUCGAGCGCUGACGCUGGAUUUCUUGGGUUCUUUUUUCGAGGGAGGAGGGGAUGAGGAGGGUGGUGGCCCCUCGGCGUUCUCCGCCGCUGCUCCUCUUGGGGACAAGGAGGAGCCGCAAUGCCCUCCGGGUCUUCGCCGGUAUGAGACCAUGGCCGUGCUGCGCCCCGACAUGACCGAGGACGAACGCCUUGCCCUUAUUCAACGAUACGAAGAGUUGCUCGUCGCAGGUGGUGGGUUGUAUGUGGAAGUGUUUAACCGAGGAGUGAUCCCACUCGCAUACAGCAUAAAGAAAAAGAACAAGGCAGGGGAGAGCAACACAUACUUGGAUGGCAUAUACCUUCUCUUCACCUAUUUCACCAAACCUGAAUCCAUGGCUCUUCUCGAGUCGAGGCUCAAGACGGACGAUGAUGUUAUCAGGUCAGCGAGCUUUAAGAUACGUAAGCGGAAGUAUUAGAAUCUCAUCUCAUCAGGCUUUGUCGUAUGACAUGCUUAUCAUCCUUGACACUGAUCACCUUGUUAACAUAGGAAUUGGUUGAUGAAUUCUUCUUCUGUUUUGUGAGAUUGUCCCUUAUGAUUUUCCAACUGUGCCUUUGCUUUAGCGAUCUCUUCCCAACAUGUAGCUCGUUUCUUGGCCUUGGUGUUAA